Molecule: messenger RNA, 4318 nt
Organism: Bactrocera latifrons
Lineage: Eukaryota; Metazoa; Arthropoda; Insecta; Diptera; Tephritidae
Gene: egg
Product: histone-lysine N-methyltransferase eggless
Exons: 14
Coding region: 77-4249 (1390 amino acids)
Biological process (GO): negative regulation of gene expression; heterochromatin organization
Cellular component (GO): nucleus
Molecular function (GO): DNA binding; protein binding; histone H3K9 methyltransferase activity
Source: RefSeq, a predicted model, not a curated record
UUAGUWUUCCGCAAACCAUUAAUAAAAAUAGAAAAAUUCUACUAAAGUAAAUUACACCAACUAAAAGACGUUAAAAAUGUCUGAAGAACAAAAAACAGAGCAUCUAGAAUCCGAAAUGGAUGAAAUUCAAUUGGCAGAUGUAACGGAAAACGAAAUGGUUAAUGAAGAAAAUUGCAAAAAUGUGAAAGCCGACGAUAUCAUUCAUAAAAAUGACGAAAGGACAUGUAUUAUUGAAGAAGUUAAACCUCUAAAUGAAGGUGAACAAAGCAAAAACAUAAAUAAAAUGGAAAUCGCAGGAACAAGCGAACAAUGUACUAAAAGUUCUGAGAAGGUCGAAGAAAUGGAGGUAACCGUAUUAACGGAGGAAACAGACAUAGCAUCAAAAAAUAAUGAAGUUGUUAGUAUGAAUAAAGAAAUUAGGGUAGCUGAUCAUAUAAUUGGGCUUUCACCUUCUAUAGAGACAAAUGAUAUACAGUUAGAAUUAGAAAAAGAUUUACUAAGAAAAUCGUCUGAACCCAAAACGGUUGACCAAAUGGAACCUAUGGAAAUAAGCAGUCAUAAUUUACAAAUUCCUGGAAGCGUUAGUGAUGAAGGAAACGAAGAUAGCCAAGAAUCAUUACCACUCGUAAUUGACGAAAAACCAUCUUCCCCUAAUGAAACAAACACAGAAGAACCUUUAACUUCUCUCCAAGGUAGUAACUCUAAUCCAAAUGAGUCAAGUAUAGAUAUCCGUAACAGUGAAACAAACAAUGAAAAUUUGGCGAUUGAUAAACUAGAUCGCAACCAGUGUGCACCUGGAAAUAUCAUUGAAAUAGAUGAUGACAAUGAAGAAGCAAAAACAGAGGAGGACCCAGAUGUAGAAAUAACUGAAACAAGGAGCGCUUCCUAUAUUCCAGUAAUCGAAAUAGAUGAUGAUGAUGAAGAUGAAAAUGAAAACUUAAAUCGGUUAGAAGAUAACACCCAGAAAGAGAAAGUAAAUGAUGAGGAAUCCACCUCAUCUACGACUACAAAAACCGCUGCUGCUUUAUCUCACGAAAAUAGUGUCAACAGUAUAAAUAGAGAUCACGUUGAAGAGAGCACAAUUACAGAUAACACAAAGGAUUCAUCUGUUAAAGAAUCGGUUACGGAACCAGAUUUAUUAAUGGAAACUGCAGUACCACCACAGACACGCGAGUCCGAUGAUAUGGAACAUAUUGAAAUAUUCUACAACCAGGACUGUAUCAAUCACGAUUGUGCCCGGAAGCACAAGCAAUUUUUCUUAGUACCCCAAUUCGCUUUAAGCCACUAUAAAGUAAAGAAGAGACGUAGCCAAAAGCAGUACAUUUGUCUAGAAUGUUAUGACUGUGCUCUUGACACUUAUGAGGAAUACUGCGGUUUAUUGAAAGCUAAACAACCUUUACUUUUAAAAAAUAUUAAUGUCCAAGGUCCUGAGUUUGUGGAAAUCACAGAUAGCAGCGACGAUGAUGACGAAACGUCUACAACGCAACAAAUUCAGACGGUGAAAGGAUCAUUUACUUCAGCGAAUUUAGAUCUAAUAGAGGCUGAAUUGGAAAGCUCGAUUAAAAAUGUACUUGAAAAAUUGGAAAUACAAAAUCAGUUAACUUGGUCAAAGACAAUUUUAGAGACCCGUGCCCGUAGACUGGAAGAGGAGUCGAAGCUAAAUGAUGAGUUAUUGCGAUCACUACAACGGAAGGCUGACCAAAUGUACAGUUCACUUUACCAAUGUCCGAAAAUAAGAUUACGACAGUUCCAACCAUUGGAUUUGAACACUAACUUACCCUAUUCAUUCCCUGAAGUCACACCUUGUCCCCCAGUUGGAGAAAUUUUACGGCCACCUAUCGAAAUUAAUCAAAUUUAUUAUGCAGUGAAGAAUAAGGCAAUAGCUAGUUGGGUGCCCUGUAAGGUCUUUGAGCAAGUAGAAUCUAGCUCGCUUUUAGGUUCGAACUCAAAGGUGCCGAAUUAUAAAGUGAAGUUUUUAAAGCUGCAAUAUCAAAUGAUGAAAACUGUGUCGGCGAAACAUUUGGCCUACUACGACCCUCCCAAAUUCCGUCUUCCCAUCGGUUCACGUGUAAUUGCUUACUUCGAUGCCACUUCUUUGUCGCGAGGUAAAGAAAAGAUGAUGAUACAGAGUGCUUUUUACCCAGGAAUUAUUGCAGAACCUUUGAAACCGAACAACAAAUAUCGGUAUUUAAUAUUCUAUGAUGACGGUUACACCCAGUAUGUUUCGCACAAAGAUGUUCGCUUGGUGUGCAACGUUUCCGAUCAUGUUUGGGAGGACGUACAUCCUGCAUCUCGAGAAUUUAUACAAAAAUACCUAACACAAUACUCCAUCAACCGGCCAAUGGUACAGACUCAGAAAGGGCAAAGUAUGACCACGGAAUCAAAUGGCAAAUGGAUUUAUGCGCGAGUUGUAGAUAUUGAUUGCAGCUUAAUACAAAUGCAAUUCGAGGGGCCAAAAAGUCAUACGGAGUGGAUUUAUAGAGGAUCGCUGCGUUUGGGACCAGUUUUUAAGGAGUACCAGAAAACUUUACAAAAGGACACACUACCUUUACCACGACUGGCCAGGCGCACUGAACCAUUUAUUCGUUACACCGCCGAUGAGGAAGCAACUACCGCGCAACAGGAGCAAGUAAAGGAGCGUGAACGUGAACGUGUGUCGUCCACUGAGCCACGGGCAGUUGCUAAAAAGAGCGUGAGCCGCUUAUCAACAGAUUCGGCAACAGCAAGUAGCGCGCAAGCGCAUACGUCAUUACCCACAGUGCGUCACUUAAACAACUCUACUAUUUAUCUGGAAGAUGAAAACAAGCCAAAAGGAAAGGUUGUCUACUAUACUGCUAAACGAGAUUUGCCACCAUUAACAUAUCGCGUUCAUAAAUGCUCUUCAUCAUGUUUAUUUAAAAUUCCGCAUAAUCUCAGCGCCUACAGUCCACUGUCUAAACCGUUGCUCUCUGGUUGGGAAAGACCGAUACUGCGCUUAAAGAACAAAAAAAUAGUGGCAUACCGUGGACCGUGUGGAAAAAUUAUGCGCAAUAUGGAGGAAGUGCGUCGUUACCUUCGUGUAACAGAUAACACACUAAACGUUGAUAAUUUUGACUUCCAUCAUGAGACCAGUUGUUUGGCGGAAUAUGUAAUCGAAUCAGCUAUUGUACAAAAACGGGAUAUUUCAGGCGGCCAAGAAAAAAUGGCGAUACCCUUAGUCAACUAUUAUGACAAUACAUUGCCACCGGAAUGUAAAUACGCUGCACAACGUAUACCAACAGAUGGUGUAAAUCUCAAUCUUGACCCAGGAUUUUUGGUUGGUUGUGACUGCGAAGGAGACUGUUCGGAUAAAGAAAAGUGUUCAUGUUGGCAACUCACUUAUGCAGGCGCUAAGUAUGGAAACCCAAAUACACCAAUGGCAGAAAUCGGUUAUCAAUAUAAGCGUUUAUAUGAGCACGUUCCGACAGGAAUUUAUGAAUGUAACUCAAGGUGUAAAUGCAAAGCGAAUUGCUUAAAUCGUGUAGCACAGCAGAAUUUAGCUAUGAAACUUCAAGUAUUUAAAACAUCAAAUCGUGGAUGGGGAUUGCGUUGCAUAAACGAUGUGCCCAGAGGCAGCUUUGUUUGCAUAUACGCUGGUCACUUGCUAACCGAAGCAAAAGCAAAUGAAGGUGGGUUAGAUGCCGGCGACGAAUAUUUCGCAGAAUUAGAUUACAUAGAAGUAGCGGAGCAAAUAAAGGAAGGAUACGAAUCAGACGUUGAACCCCCGGAGAUUGAGGAAGAGGAGGAUACAUAUGCACCAGAUCCGGAAGAUGAUGAUGAGUUCACACCAAGUAAGUCCUUCUUAACACGCGCCAAAAAUAAGGCACAGAAACUGACACGUAGCAGUUCCACACAAAACACCGACGAAGACUCGCAGGAACGUCAAGUAAUUAAUUUUAAUCCUAACGCGGAUAUGAAUGAAGACUCCACACGAGAAUCAUCUAUACGAGGCCUAUUUGGAAAAGAUGAGGCGUGUUAUGUAAUGGACGCAAAAACCAUAGGAAAUCUUGGACGCUAUUUUAAUCACUCGUGUUCCCCCAAUCUCUUCGUACAAAAUGUUUUUGUUGAUACCCAUGACUUGCGUUUCCCUUGGGUAGCAUUCUUUUCCUCAACUAAUAUUCGGGCUGGUACGGAACUGACUUGGAAUUAUAAUUAUGAAGUCGGCGUAGUGCCCGGAAAAGUACUAUAUUGUCAAUGUGGUGCACCAAAUUGUCGCCUACGUCUUCUAUAAAUAAAAAUGUAUCAUUUAAGUUUAAACUUUGCUUAUCUGAGAAAUAAAAAAACGACAUGCGAAACAUUU